AUGCCGGCCAACCACCGCCAGCCGGCAGCUCAGGCGCCAGCGUCACCCAAUACAAAGUCCACCGCGAGAUACACAAACAAGGAUGGCUCCAAGAUUAUCACCGUCCCGAAAGGCCCCCCCUCCGCCGAACCCUCUCAACCCUCCACCCCGACCUCGUCGGCAAAGGCGCCCAGCGUUCAGACCCUCGACACCAACGGUGCUGACCCCUCAGCCCCUACUGUGAAUCGCAAGAAGCAGAAGCGUCGGGCAAAGGCUGCUGCCAAAGCUGCUGCCGAGCAGGCCGCCGUACAACCGCCAAACGGACGACGCCCGAGUCCUGCUCCUGGCGCGCCCGCGUCCAAACCUCAGGUUGCCCAAGAUGACGAGGAUCAGGAGUCCAGCGACGACGAGCCCGAAGACCAUCACUCUACCGACGACCGGCCACAUGCUAACGGCUUCUCCGCGACCAAAUCCAAAAAGUCCAAAAAGAAGAAGAAGAAGAACGGAAAGAACCCGCAGCUGGCCAACAAUCAGUAUGACAGCGUUCCGUUUCCUCAUUCUCACUCCCACUCGCCAUUGACGCCCCGUGGCCCUGGUAUCUCUAAGGAUAAGAUCUGGAACACCAGCUCGCAGGAGGAGCGGGAACGCAUCAAAGAGUUCUGGCUAGGUCUCGGCGAAGAUGAGCGCAAGUCACUAGUCAAGGUCGAGAAGGACGCCGUCCUGAAAAAGAUGAAGGAGCAGCAAAAGCAUACAUGCAGCUGUACUGUUUGCGGCAGGAAGCGCACCGCUAUUGAGGAGGAACUCGAAGGCCUGUACGACGCUUACUAUGAGGAGCUCGAGACCUUUGCGAACAACGGUGAAGGGCCGCAUAUUCUGCCCCCUCACCGCGAAUUCCCCUUGCGACCUUCACGCAUUCCGUCAUCCUACACAGGCCAACCGCCGUCACGUGGCCGUAUAGUGGAACAUGUGGGCGACGAUGACGACGAGGACGAGCCAGAGGAGGAGUACAGCGACGAGGACGAGGAUCUUGAGGAGGAGGAGGAAGAAGAGGAAGACGAAGAAGACGACGAGUACAGCGACGAAGACGAACCCCCCGAAGAUACUCACCCUCACGAUCGAGACGUUGCCGACUUCUUGACGUUUGGGAACAGCCUGCAAGUCAAGGGUAUGCAGCUUCUGGACUCCCUACUCUGCAGAUAUGGUAACAUGGACUUAGGCGGCAUACUCACCGUUGCGGAUGACCUCCUCAAAAACGACGGCAAGCGUUUCAUCGAAAUGAUGGAGCAGCUCGCCGAGCGCCGCAUGGCCCGAGAAGAGGACGCCAAGGAGCACUUUUCUCGCGGCUACGCUCAUCCCGCCAACGGCUCUUACUCGAAUCAUAACCAUCCUCCUCCCGAAGACGACUAUGACGACGAAGACGAGGAGGAGGAUGAGGACUAUGAUGACAGUCAAGAAGAGGAAUACGAGGAUGAAGAAGACACGAUGACCGAGGAACAGCGCAUGGAAGAGGGUCGUCGCAUGUUCCAAAUAUUCGCCGCUCGAAUGUUUGAGCAACGGGUCCUGACAGCCUAUCGAGACAUGGUCGCCAAGCAACGCCAGCAACAGCUCAUCGAGGAGCUCGAGGAGGAAAACCGGCAAAACGCUCAGAAGAAGGCUAAGAAAGCCAAGGAGAACCAGAAGCGCAAGGACAAGGCCGCGCUAAAGAAGCAGCAACAGGCCGAGGAGAAGGCGCGGAAGGAGGCUGAGAAGGCCGCAGAGGAGGCCGCUCGACUCGAGGAGCAGCGGCGGAAGGCAGAAGAGCAGAGAUCGAGAGCGGAGGAGAAACGUCGAAAGAAGGAAGAGCAGAAGCGACUCGAAGAAGAAGAACGCCUUCGCAAAGAGACCGAUCGGCAACGUCGACUCCAGGAACAGCAAGAGAAGCGCGCGGAGCAAGAACGCAAAGCGCGCGAAUCUCGCGAGAAGACCCAGAAGCUCAAGGAAGAAGCACGAUUGCGCGAAAAGGAAACCCGAGACCAGAAGGACAAGGAGCUCCGUGAGCGCAAAGAGAAGCAGGAACAGGCCAAGCGCGACAAGGAGGCCAAGGCCAAGGCUGAGAAGGAAAGCAAGGAUCGCAUCAAGCAGGAGGAAAAGGCUGUCCAAAAAGCUGCCACGGUUGCUGCUGCUCCUAUUCCUAUUCCCACAUCAGGCCGGCGACUAUCGCAACACCCAGUACCGAUCCCGACACAUCCGUCCAACCCAGCAUCCUAUGCGUCCCCCAAGAUACCCGUUGCAACGCCGGCUCUUCCCCAAGCUCCGACACCAAUCCGUCCCAAGCAUGCCUCUCAGCCCCUGGACACCAGCCUGCCUGAAUCCCAAGCCUCGCGGUCAGGCUCUAUUGCCAGCCAGAACCCAUCGCCACACCCUGCGACACCUGGCCACAUGAGUCCUGGGCCGAUCGGUUCAAGGAAGACUAGCGUAGCGACCGUAAACUCGCUACCCCAUCCUGAUUCCAUAUCACCUUCAAACAUGAAAGGUCCGAUGCAGCCUGGCCCUUUUGGUAUGCCUAUGAGCAUGCCUCCACCCGGCUUCAAUCCGCCGCCAGGCCUGGGAAAUCGCCUGCCCGACCCAAAUAUAUUUGGUCCGCCUGGUAUUGCCGGGUUCGGCAGACCUCCUCCCCCUCUAGGCAUGAUGGCCGGCCCGCCAGGUCUUAAUGGGCCAGCUGGGCGUGGCUUCAUGCCCGGCCCACCUCCUGGAUUCUCACAGCCCAUGGGUGACCAUAUGCAAAAUAUGGCACCAGGACCUGGAUCACAUUCGAGACAACAUUCCGGCAGCUUCGACCCAGCUUCCUCGCCAAUUCCAACGCAACCCAUCGGCAGGCCAGCACCCAUUGGACGACCAGGUAGUGUGGUUCAGGGACAUCGAAAUGAGCCAUCAGAGGACUUCACAAACCAACAGCAUCUUGGCAGUAGCGUCCUGGUAGAUGAUGCAUCGGACCCGAUGAGCGCGGCAAUCAAUGCGGCUAGGCACCGUAACCAGGUGCAGCGGUCAGCCUUUCCACUGCCAUUCGACAAUAGUUUCUCUAGCAUCAACAAUAGCUUAUGGGGUCCCUCACCAAUGUCAUACGCCGUGGCCCCCGGAGUGGGCAACUCGACCUGGGGAAGCCCUACUAUGAUGCCCCCUAUCCCUUCGCUGGGCCCGAUCCGUACGGCUGGAAAUCCUCGUUCGGUGACGAUUCGGCUCAUGCUGUGUCGCGCCUGCAAGGAACUGCAAGCCCGCAACCCCGAGAGCUCAGAGUCCUUUGUUGAUCUAGCAGCUGUGAAGGCAGAGGUUGACCAGCUCAGUAGGACUGAGUCUAUCCCUGAAGAUGAUCUGUUGGCUCUCGCCGAAACGGAAGGCAACCUGCAGAAUGGCGGAGGCACCUUUGAGGUCCAAUGGGACGCAAACGGCCCAGGGCAGCACUCAAUGCGAUGGGUGCCCGAGUUCAAUGACAUGGCGUAUCCUGCCCACAGGCCCGUAGGUGCACCUGGCGAGAUCGGAAGCCCCAUCAUCGGCAGCGGCGCACCUGCGUUCUUGGCUAGAGGACACUAG
Messenger RNA from Colletotrichum fioriniae, 3546 nucleotides. The record is from RefSeq and is a predicted model, not a curated record. NCBI's taxonomy places the organism in Eukaryota, Fungi, Ascomycota, Sordariomycetes, Glomerellales, Glomerellaceae.